Messenger RNA from Bursaphelenchus okinawaensis, 2666 nucleotides. The record is from the annotation of a GenBank genome assembly. NCBI's taxonomy places the organism in Eukaryota, Metazoa, Nematoda, Chromadorea, Rhabditida, Aphelenchoididae.
AUGGUUUUGUUUUCGAGGUACAAAGUCAAAACCCUCCUCGUUUGUGCUUGUAAGUUAGAGAAAAUUAUGUUUUUGUGCUAUAUGUAUUAGUGACUACAUAAGUCAAGAAAGCUAGCGGGAACCUUACCUGAGCCAGGUUUUUAUUGUUGUUAGCGUUUAUCUUUUAUAUUUGACAUCUAGUUAAAUUUUUCAAAGUUUAUUGUCUUUAUAUUACGUUGUUCACAUAAUUCUGUGCUCUCUAAUCCCAAAAAGUUGCUUUAAUAGGAGCACAGAAUUAUUUGAACAGCCUAAUAAUUACAAAUAAUUACAAAAAUUUCAGUUAUUGCCGGUUUAUGGCUGAUCAAUGUGAAAAUCUACAAUAAAGAAGCAUCUUAUUCAUCUCUACCUUAUCAACAAGAACUGAUUGCUUUGUUUUCACUAAAUAAAGCAAAUAAUUCUGAUGCAAUUGGUGAAAAGACUGGAGAACUUGAAACUGUAAAACCUAAUGAAACCGUGAAAAACGGUACAAAGUCUUCAGAAGUUGUGGAUAAUGAUGAACAUAAGGAUUCAGCAAAAACGGGAAACUAUACUCCGAAGACGCUCGAGGCUGAUAGUAAACAGCAAGAACCAGUAAAAGAAAGCAAUAAGCCUUCAGAACAUGAACAAACACCUGGAGGACCAGUAAAAGUAGACGAAAAGCCUCAAGAAUCAACAAAGCCAGAUGAAAAACCAAAAGAACCAAAACCCAACAAUAAAGACUUGUCAAAACAAGAAGAAGAACCACCUCAAAACGACGAAGACAAUAAAAUUCGAGAAGAUUUUCGACCGAUUGGCAAUCCUAAUGCCAACCAUACCACUGUCAACACUUCAGUCACAACCAACCGAACGAUUCGUCUCGAAACCUUCGUCAUGAUAGAGAAGCUUCAAAACAUAUUGGUAGAUGUGAAGGCUACUUUUAAAAACUAUGAGGUUGUAUAUAAAAUGUCAAAACCGGACAAUGAAAGUUUUUGUGAUGGUGUAGAUGCUGUAGUCUAUGUGAUGGCAAUGGCUGACCAGGAAGCAGUAUUGAGACGGCAGGCUUUGAGGGAGACCAUCUUUCAUUCGGUAAGUCUAUACCUUUAGUGUACCUUUAUCUGUAGAAGAUAGACUUCAAAAUUCUAAUUUUCAAAAGUUUUUUUUUAAUUUUUAAAUUUGCAUUUGACCUUAUAAAUUUCAAAUUUUUAGGACAACCUCCCAACAGACAAAAAGAUACUAUACCGCUUCGUAUUAGGCCGAAUGGAAUCAGAAGAGAACUAUCAACAACAGUACAAAGAUGAAAUCGAAAAGUUCAAUGACAUCAUCUUUUACAAUGUGGAAGAAACCUACCGUGACAACUACAUAAAAUGGCACACUAUGCACGCAUGGCAUAUGAGAUACUGUAGCCAAGUGAAACAUUUCAUCAAAAUGGACGAUGACACUGUAGCCGACUUCCGGAGGACGUUUUUGUGGAUGGAUCGAAAUUUCGAUAGGAGAAUAUCAAAAAACCAAAAAUAUUUUGUUUGUCAUAGAAUGUCUGGCUAUCGUGUUUUCAGGGAUCCUGUCGCCAAUCCAAGGUGGUAAGGGGACUUUUAGUUGCGUUAAGAUAUUAUAUUUUCGGCGCACCCUGUAUUAUACUUAUAUUACAUGAAAAAUUAUAGGUCGUUCAAAUAAUUCUGUGCUUUCUGACCCCAAAAAACUUUGUUUUGAAAAAAGGCACAGAAUUAUUUGAACAAACUAAUAUUAGGCUUACAAAUAUGAAGUUGCAUUUUUCUUUCUGACAAGAGAAGUGCCUGACCUGCCUCGCUCUGAUUGACUUCAAACUUUUUAUAUAGAAAGAUAAUGUAAAUAUAACCUCUGCAGCAAAGUGCCAAAUCUCAAUUUCUAGCCAAUCUCAAGAAAAUCGGGAUUAAAAAAUGAAUUUUCGAAUUUCCUGCCAAAUUGGCAUUGUGUGUCAAGCUUAUAACUUUGCCAUUUUUUGAUUUUUAAUUAUUUUUCUUUGAUACACUAGUAGAAAAUUUUUAAAUCGACCUACAUUUUCAAAUUUGUAAGCGUAGCUUGUCUGAAAAGUUGAAACGGGCUUGAAACACAAUGCCAAAGUUGCCAAAUUGGCGGAAAACCAGAAAUAUUUCGAAUUUAAAUUAAAAAAGCGCGAGCUAAAAUGUUUUAUAGGUACUAUUGGUAGUACAAAGAAUUUAUAUAAAAAUUUUGAGCUGAUUCUGAGCGGGGCAGGUAGGGUACUUUCCUUACCAAAAUGAUAUACCACAACUUAUAAUCUACUACAAUAUACAAUACCAAGCUUCUAAAUUUCUAUUUUCAGGUACAUCACACCAGAAGAAUUCCAAGAAGACAUAUUCCCCGAUUACUGUUACGGUUACUUUGUGAUAUACACCAAUGAUACAGUAAAAGACAUAAUGAGGGCUCAAGAAGACACAAAUUUAGUCCACAUGGAUGACUGUUUUUAUACUGGAAUCGUGAGAAGAGAGACAAACUCUAAGUUGUAUGACUUUGAAGGCAUUAGAACAGGCAUUCCUCCCAAUAAAUGCUCUCAGGACAAUGUGUUACCCUACAUGAUAGCCUCAACGGAUCGUAAAACACCGGACAAAAUACGAUUGAGGCUACACACAAUCAAGAACAAAAAAUGCGAGCAAGUGAAAGAUAAGAAGAGUUAA